AUAAAUGCACAAUGCAGUGAACGAGUUAGCAGAAACCAUAAUGGCUCGUUUUAAUAAAGUUGCCACUCUCUUUGUGCUGUUGGCGCUGCUAGCCGUCACUUGGGCACAAACGCCUCAAGAUGACGCUCCUCCGGAAUGGACCACCUGUGACAUAUUGGGGCCGAAGAUAUCGUGCCAGGACUGCAACACCAGGCUGAUCUGCAAGCCAGUAGGUGGACUGCUCAAACCCUGCAACAACCCCUACAGACCACACUGCAAUAAUGGCAUCUGUUCUGCUGUACCUAGCCCCGACUGCGCGGUGUAGAAAUUGAGAAAGAAUUCAGGGAUUUCGGGAAGAAUUAUAAAUUGGUCUAGAAAUAAAUAAGAAUUCUAAAUGGUCUAAAUGGUCCAGAUUUUUUAAAUUGAAUUGAUUGUAUUCUAAAAUUCUUCGAGUAAAUUGUAUUUUUUUUUUUAUCUUUUAAUAAUAUAAUUUUGUCAAAAUA
This is a messenger RNA of Aricia agestis (brown argus), 482 nucleotides long. RefSeq lists its product as uncharacterized. The record is from RefSeq and is a predicted model, not a curated record. The coding region runs from base 5 to 304 and encodes 99 amino acids. The transcript has 2 exons. Lineage: Eukaryota; Metazoa; Arthropoda; Insecta; Lepidoptera; Lycaenidae.